CGGUUGCGCGUGGCGCACGGGGUGGGAGCGGAGCCCAGGCCGGGAGCAGGCGCCGCCGCCACAGGCGACCAUGGGGAACGUGUUGGCUGCCAGCUCGCCGCCCGCAGGGCCGCCACCGCCGCCUGCGCCGGCCCUCGUGGGGCUGCCGCCACCUCCGCCCUCGCCGCCGGGCUUCACGCUGCCGCCGCUGGGAGGCAGCCUGGGCGCCGGCACCAGUACGAGUCGAAGUUCGGAACGGACCCCCGGGGCUGCAACCGCCAGCGCCUCAGGGGCCGCCGAGGAUGGGGCCUGCGGCUGCCUGCCCAACCCGGGCACAUUCGAGGAGUGCCACCGGAAGUGCAAGGAGCUGUUUCCCAUUCAGAUGGAGGGUGUCAAGCUCACAGUCAACAAAGGGUUGAGUAACCAUUUUCAGGUCAACCACACAGUAGCCCUCAGCACAAUCGGGGAGUCCAACUACCACUUCGGGGUCACAUAUGUGGGGACAAAGCAGCUGAGUCCCACAGAGGCGUUCCCUGUACUGGUGGGUGACAUGGACAACAGUGGCAGUCUCAACGCUCAGGUCAUUCACCAGCUGGGCCCCGGUCUCAGGUCCAAGAUGGCCAUCCAGACCCAGCAGUCGAAGUUUGUGAACUGGCAGGUGGACGGGGAGUAUCGGGGCUCUGACUUCACAGCAGCCGUCACCCUGGGGAACCCAGACGUCCUCGUGGGUUCAGGAAUCCUCGUAGCCCACUACCUCCAGAGCAUCACGCCUUGCCUGGCCCUGGGUGGAGAGCUGGUCUACCACCGGCGGCCUGGAGAGGAGGGCACUGUCAUGUCUCUAGCUGGGAAAUACACAUUGAACAACUGGUUGGCAACGGUAACGUUGGGCCAGGCGGGCAUGCACGCAACAUACUACCACAAAGCCAGUGACCAGCUGCAGGUGGGUGUGGAGUUUGAGGCCAGCACAAGGAUGCAGGACACCAGCGUCUCCUUCGGGUACCAGCUGGACCUGCCCAAGGCCAACCUCCUCUUCAAAGGUGCUGGAGGACAGUGUGCUGCCACCCUGUGGGCCUCCACAUUACCAGGGAACACUUGUUAAAAGGUAGGUGGGGCCGGGUGCGGUGGCUCACGCCUGUAAUCCCAGCACUUUGGGAGGCCAAGGCGGGCCGAGGUAAGGAGAUUGAGACCAUCCUGGCUAACACGGUGAAACUCCGUCUCUACUAAAAAUACAAAAACAAAAUUAGCCGGGUGUGGUUGCGGGUGCCUAUAGUCCCAACUACUGAGGCUGAGGCGGGAAAAUGGUAUGAACCCAGGAGGCGGAGCUUGCGGUGAGCCGAGAUCGUGCCACCGCACUCCAGCCUGGGUGACAGAGCAAGACUCCAUCUCAAAAAAAAAAAAGUAGGUGGACAACCCUCUACUAUGUUUUAUGCUUGGAAAAAAAAAGUAGGUAGAGCAGCCAGGCGUGGUGACUCACGCCUGUAAUCCCAGCAUUUUGGGAGGCCAAGCCAGGUAGAAUACUUGAGGCCAGGAGUUGGAGACCAGCCUGGCCAACGUGGUGAAAUCCCCUCUCUACUAAAAGUACAAAAAUUAGCCAGGUGUGGUAGCGUGCUGCAACUGUAGUCCCCGCUACUUAGGAGGCUGAGGCACAAGAAUCACUUGAACCUGGGAGGCGGAGGUUGCAGGGAGUUGAGACUGCACCACUGCACUCCAGCCUGGGUGACAGAGUGAGACUCCAUCUCCAAAAAAAAUAAAAUGAAAUAAAUAAAUAAAUGUUAAAAAAAAUCUGGUGGAGCAUCUGAUGGGUGUUUGGGCCAAGCUGGAGCUUUGUCCAUCCCCUCUUAUUUUUCUGCACUUGACUCUCUUAUUUUUCUGAGACUGGUCUCCCUCUGUCGCCCAGGCUAGAGUGCAGCAGUGCAACUGCGGCUCACUGCAGCCUCCACCUCCCGGGCUCAAGCAGCCUUCCCACCUCAGCCUCCUGAGUAGCUAGGACCACAGGUGUAUGCCACCAGGCCCAGCUAAUUUUUUUGAUAGUUUUGGGAGACAUGGGGGUUUCACCAUGUUGCCCAGGCUGGUCUCGAACUCCUGGACUCAAGCCUUGGCCUCCCAAAGUGCUGGGAUUAUAGGUGUGAGCCACCACACCCAGCCAGGGUAGAAGGCACUUUGGAAGCCUCGAGCCUGCCCCAUUCAUCUUACGUUAGUGGAAACUGAGGCUUCCAGAGGUUUCAAGGUCACAACUAAAUCCAGAACCUCAUCUCAGGCACACUGGUCGUAGUCCCAAUGUCCAGUCUUAAGUCUUCUUGGAUAUCUGUGGCUCACAGAUUUUGGGUGUUUGAGCCUCCUGCUGAGCACUGCUGGGGCCACAGCGGUGACCAGCCCUGUCUUCACGGGACUCAGUGAGAGGAACAGAUUCAUCCGCAGAGUGGGCAGGACUAGGUUGGGGGAACCCAGGGGUCUAGAGGGCUUUUCAGAGGGCAGGGGUCACUGAGCGGAGAGCAGAGGAGGAGUGAGCCAUUUGCUCCAGCGUGAAGUUGUUGGUGUGAUGGGGUUUCAGGGUGGCAGGAGCAGUGUGGUUAAAGGUCUGGAAGCUGUCGGCAUGUGGCUGGUAUCCAAGGUGGCCAGGAACUCUGCAUGGAUAUGGUGGGAAGCUGGCACGCCUCUCACCUCAGCUCUUCC
This is a messenger RNA of Homo sapiens (human), 2652 nucleotides long. RefSeq names its product translocase of outer mitochondrial membrane 40 (gene TOMM40). The transcript is spliced from 10 exons. Lineage: Eukaryota; Metazoa; Chordata; Mammalia; Primates; Hominidae. Gene Ontology annotation, biological process: protein import into mitochondrial matrix; transmembrane transport. The record is from RefSeq and is a predicted model, not a curated record. Bases 71 to 1078 code for a protein of 335 amino acids. Gene Ontology annotation, molecular function: transmembrane protein transporter activity.